CUGCCCCCUGAAAAUGGCGGCGCCCUGGUGGGAGGGGUUCCGUACAGAGGCCUCGUUUUGGCCCCGCCUACCGCCGCUGCCGAGGAAGAGAGACUCCUCACAGGCGCAAGAUGGCGGCUCCCAGGGCGGCGUGAAGGCGCCUGGAGCCCGCAGCUUGCCCAUCGGUGCCGUACAACGGGGGUGGAUCGAGCGGCUUGGUGUGCUUGGAAGCCGGUGGGACGGAGCCCUGGCUUAGGAUUCCGGGUUGGGGAGCCAGCAGGAUCAGAGAGGAGGACGCGCCGGGUGGGGGGGACGAGGGGGAGGCGGCUUCUCCCUCCCUGCGGCCGCCAUUUUCCGGCCGGGCAACACAAGAUGGCGGCUCCCAGGGCCGGGCUCUGAGCGGGGGCCGGAGGGGGGCGGCAGAGGGGCUACUAGGAAGGAGGAGUAACUGCCCCACGCGGGGUAGUUCCCUCGUAGGGGGAAUCUGUAUAGUUUUCUAAAAGAGGAGAGGCAAUUAGGGGUUUGAUUUUGUAACAACCCCUCCUUUUCGUGUUGCAGGGGGAGAGUUUUUGCCCCAUAAAGGGGUGUUUGUACUGAGAGAAGGGUAACCCAAACUCACUCACGGAGCGGCGGGUUAGCAGCUCCUCAGGAAAGGGACACUUGUGUUCGCCUGACUGCCACUGUCCCACGUCCAAAAAAAUAUUAGGCAGGUAUUUGCCUCGCCAAGAAUUGCUUUUGGAGAUACAUGUUUUUCAGUCUCUCCUUGCAUCUACUCCGAGUUAGUUUGUCUUGUUGCAGCAAGGUGAUCUGACCCAAUUCCCAUAGUGAGGGGCGUCCUAAUAGUCAAAAGAAGAGUUGGCGGGGUGUUGUGUUCCAUUUUAGGGGGGAACCAGUUCCUCUGAGAAAAGUGUUGUUGUCCUUGCGCAUGUUUUUACCUUGAAAGAGGUAACGUGCAUGUAGUGUUUUUUUUUUGAGGGGGGCCGCCCGCGUCUUUUUGUGAUACCCUCAGAUUAAAAAAAGAUUGACAAGGUUGCCCAUUGACUGACUGUUAGACAAGAGACUUAUUUGAGAGUUGGGAGGUGGUUUCUAUGGCUGCCGCCUCUCCUAUUGUCCCUAGUGGGGGCUCCCCAACAGGUGGUGGGGCCACCCCAGGGUUGCUGCAGCCUCGCUGGAAGCGGGUAGUUGGGUGGUCGGGCCCUGUGCCUCGGCCCCGGCAUGGGCACAGAGCGGUGGCCAUCAAAGAGCUGAUUGUGGUCUUCGGAGGGGGCAACGAGGGCAUCGUGGAUGAAUUGCAUGUCUAUAAUACAGCUACAAACCAGUGGUUCAUCCCAGCAGUGCGGGGAGACAUUCCACCUGGCUGUGCAGCCUAUGGCUUUGUUUGUGAUGGGACUCGUUUGCUGGUGUUUGGUGGGAUGGUGGAGUAUGGCAAGUACAGCAAUGACCUCUAUGAACUGCAGGCCAGCCGUUGGGAGUGGAAGAGAUUGAAGGCUAAGACUCCCAAGAAUGGUCCUCCACCCUGCCCACGCCUUGGCCAUAGUUUCUCAUUGGUGGGCAACAAAUGUUACCUGUUUGGGGGGCUGGCCAAUGACAGUGAAGACCCCAAAAAUAACAUUCCCAGGUACCUGAAUGACCUCUACAUCUUGGAGCUGCGUCCAGGCUCGGGAGUGGUGGCUUGGGACAUCCCAAUCACUUACGGUGUUCUGCCCCCACCGCGGGAGUCCCACACUGCUGUGGUAUACACCGAAAAGGACAACAAAAAGUCCAAGCUGGUCAUCUACGGCGGCAUGAGUGGCUGUCGUCUCGGUGACCUUUGGACACUUGAUAUCGAUUCUCUGACGUGGAACAAGCCCACCUUGAGUGGGGUGGCUCCCCUCCCUCGCAGCCUGCAUUCUGCAACAACUAUUGGGAACAAGAUGUAUGUCUUCGGUGGCUGGGUGCCCCUUGUCAUGGAUGAUGUGAAAGUGGCCACGCAUGAAAAAGAAUGGAAAUGCACAAAUACUCUGGCUUGCCUCAACCUAGACUCCAUGGCUUGGGAGCCUAUUCUUAUGGACACCCUGGAAGAUAAUAUUCCAAGGGCACGAGCCGGACACUGUGCUGUGGCCAUCAAUACUCGGUUGUACAUCUGGAGUGGCCGUGAUGGCUACCGCAAGGCCUGGAAUAACCAAGUUUGCUGCAAGGAUCUCUGGUACCUUGAGACAGAGAAACCUCCAUCGCCUUCGCGGGUGCAGCUGGUCCGUGCCAACACCAACUCCCUGGAAGUGAGCUGGGGUUCUGUUCCAACUGCUGACUCUUACUUGCUGCAGCUGCAAAAAUAUGACAUCCCAGCUGCGCCCUCGCCAGCUGCCAACCCUGUACCCUCAGUGCCUGUCAACCCUCCGAAGAGCCCUGCUCCGGCUGCAGCUGCGCCUGCCCCAGCUGUGCAGCCACUGGCACAAAUGGGCAUCACUCUUCUGCCCCAGACCACAGGUGUUGCUGCUGCUGCCGCCGCUGCAGCCGCCGCAGCAGCAGCAGCUUCUCCUGCCCCACCUACUACAACGACCAUCCAGGUGUUGCCUACUGUGCCUAGCAGCCCAAUGCCAGUGCCUGCUGCCGCCGCUGCCGCCACUGCUGCCACUCCUCGCCCACAAGUAGCUGUCCCUGCUGUGCUGAAGGUCACAGGCCCCCAGGCUACCACAGGGGCUCCACUGGUAACCGUACGUUCAGCAGGUCAGGCUGGAAAGGGCCCAGUGACAGUAACUUCACUGCCAGCUGGAGUGCGCAUGGUGGUACCCACGCAGAAUACUCAAGGGACGGUGAUUGGCAGCAGCCCCCAGAUGAGUGGCAUGGCUGCUCUGGCAGCUGCUGCCGCCGCCACACAAAAAAUCCCCCCGUCCUCAGCCCCUACGGUGCUGAGUAUGCCUGCUGGCACCGCCAUAGUUAAAACUGUUGCUGUUUCUCCGGGCACCACCACGCUACCCACCACAGUGAAGGUGGCAUCUUCUCCAGUCAUGGUGAGCAACCCAGCAACCCGAAUGCUGAAAACUGCCGCUGCUCAGGUUGGCACCUCUGUCUCUUCGUCCACCACCAACACGCCUACCCGGCCCAUCAUCACAGUGCGCAAGUCGAGUACUGUCACCGUAGCACAGCAGGCCCAGGUGAUGACCACUGUGGUGGGCGGGGUGACCAAGACCAUCACAUUGAUGAAAAGCCCCAUCUCAGUGCCAGGAGGCAGUGCAUUGAUUUCCAAUUUGGGGAAAAUGAUGUCUGUUGUUCAGACGAAACCUGUCCAGACAUCAGCUGUUACAGGCCAAGCAUCUAGUGGGCCCGUGACCCAGAUAAUCCAAACCAAAGGGACCCUGCCCGCUGGUACAAUCCUGAAGCUGGUGACCUCAGCAGAUGGCAAGCCUACCACAAUCAUCACCAGCUCCCAGGCAGGUGGUACAGGUACCAAACCUACUAUCCUGGGCAUCAGCAGUGUCUCUCCCAACACAACCAAGCCUGGCACCACAACCAUCAUCAAGACCAUCCCCGUGUCGGCUAUUAUUACUCAGUCAGGCGCCACAGGUGUCACCAGUAGCCCUGGGAUUAAGUCUCCCAUCACCAUCAUCACCACAAAAAUGAUGACCUCUGGCACUGGCACACCUGCCAAGAUCAUCACAGCUGUUCCUAAGCUGACCACAAGUCAUGGACAGCAAGGUGUGACACAGGUGGUGCUUAAGGGAGCACCUGGACAACCUGGCACUAUCCUACGAACUGUCCCUAUGGGUGGAGUGCGGCUCGUUACCCCUGUCACGGUGUCUGCUGUCAAGCCCACAGUCACCACUUUGGUGGUCAAAGGGACUACAGGUGUCACAACAUUGGGCACUGUAACAGGCACAGUUUCAACAAGCCUAGCUGGGACCGGAGGACAUAAUACCAAUGCUUCCUUGGCUACACCUAUUACCACCUUGGGCACCAUUGCCACACUUUCUAGCCAGGUCAUCAACCCAGCUGCCAUCACAGUCUCUGCUGCACAGACCACCUUGACAGCAGCAGGAGGGCUGAGCACCCCCACCAUCACCAUGCAGCCUGUCUCUCAGCCCACUCAGGUCACAUUGAUUACAACCCCUAGUGGCGUCGAGGCCCAGCCAGUGCAUGAUUUACCCGUCUCCAUUUUGGCCUCUCCCACCACUGAGCAGCCCACGGCCACCGUCACCAUUGCAGAAUCGGGGCAGGGUGACCCGCAGCCGGGCACCGUCACGUUGGUGUGCUCCAAUCCACCCUGUGAGACUCAUGACACUGGCACAACCAAUACGGCUACAACUACUGUUGUGGGCACUUUGGGGGGACAAGCCCAGUUGCAGUUUGUGUGUGAUGGGCAGGAGGGUGGAGGGCUCCAGCCCAAUGGCCGAGUGGUGCGGGUAUGCUCCAAUCCUCCUUGUGAAACCCACGAGACGGGCACCACCAACACAGCCACCACAGUGCUGAGUGCUGGGCAGAAGGUGUGCUCCAACCCACCCUGUGAAACUCACGAGACGGGCACCACUAAUACAGCUACCACCUCCAAAGCAGAGAAGGCACCUGCGGACCCACCGUGCCAAACGUUCCAGACAAGUGCCACCAGCACCACCAUGACAGUGAAGCCCAUUGUGGGCACCGGCCAACUAGUGUGUUCCAAUCCACCUUGUGAAACCCAUGAGACAGGCACCACAAAUACAGCCACCACCGCCACCUCCAACAUGGGCCGGGGGCAACCUGACGGUGGGCAGACAGAACCAGCUGACCCUCCGUGCCAAACAAAGCAAACGAAUACCACCAGCACCACCAUGUCGGCCAAAGCCGAUGUUCCCACAGAGCAGCCCUGUCCAGUCCGAAGGGUGAACUUUAUGUCAGCUACCAGUACGCCUAGUGUUGCCUCUGGCUCGCUCACUGUACAGGACAGUGAAAGACGACCAGCCCCGAAAAGUCUCCAGAGUGAAUCCCAUCACACCCACACCACCAACACUGCCACAACAGCUCGGUCUCUCAUGGGCCGAGGGCAGCCAGAUGGUGACUGGGUAGGAUCUGCCAAUCCUCCGUGCCAAACGCAGCAGACUAACUCAACCAGCACCACCAUGUCUGCCAAAGCUGAUGUGCCUACAAAGCAGCCAUGCACAGUGCAGAUGGUAUCUCUGGAUUCAGCCACAAGGCCAGCCGAGACAGACACGCCUUGCAAGACCUCUCAGACAGAUGCCAAGGAUAAAGGCCUCCAGGUGUGCUCCAAUCCACCUUGCGAGAAUCGUGAAACAGGCACCACCAAUGCCCCUACAGUUGCAGCCUCGAACAUGGGUACCACCGAGCAGGUUUGCUCCAAUCCUCCUUGUGAGACCCACGAAACGGGCACCACAAAUACCCCUACAGUUGCAGCCUCGAACAUGGGUACCACCCAGCAGGUUUGCUCCAAUCCACCUUGCGAGACCCACGAAACGGGCACCACCAACACAGCUACCACAGCCACUUCUAGCAUGGGCUCAGGACAGCAAGUGUGCUCCAACCCACCAUGUGAGACCCACGAGACAGGCACCACCAACACAGCUACCACAACCACGUCAAACAUGGGUGCUGCGCAGGGUGAAGGUGCUGGGCAGAAUGAGAGUGCCCAGCAGAUUCCCACAACUCCCCCCUGCGAAACGCAACAGACAAGUUCCACCAGCACAACCAUGACACCUAGCAUUGGAGGUAAUGGCACCCAGGUUUCCAGCUCAGCCCUGGCACAGAGUGGGGGUUCUGAAUCGGGAACAGCCCCCGAGGGAGAUGCUGUGGGCACUAGUGGAUCCCCACCUCAGAGCCCAACGCCCAGAGUGUGCUCAAACCCUCCUUGUGAGACCCAUGAGACAGGAACAACGCACACAGCCACCACGGUCACCUCUUCCAUGGGAUCCAACCAAGACCAGCCACCAGCUACCAAUGGCCAACAAGGGGAGCCAGAGACAACAGUGAGUGAGAGCACAACUGCCAGCAGCCCCAGUGCUGUUACAACCACAGUUCCUUCCACGCAGGCCAGAGCUGUCACUACUGUUACACAGUCUACACCUCCGCCAGGGCCCUCUGUACCGAAUAUCUCUUCCUUGGCUGAUGCUCCUGCAGAGGAACCCACUCCUUCUGCCGAGACUCCAGCUGGCACCAGCACAGAUGCUCUCCCAGGACCCGCUGAGCCGCUGCGUCCUUCUGUGGAGAUGCAGGCAGCAGCACCUGAACUUCAAGAGCAAGCUCCAGCUGCACCAGCUGCCACUCCGCCAGCAGAGGCCCCGCCUGCUGAAGCCGUCUCUCAGCCAGAGCUCACGGCUCCUGUAGAGGAAACGCCACCUCCCCCGGCACCUCCCGCCCAGGAGUCCGUGGCUAUGGUGGUGUUGCCCCAGACCACCUCUGCUGCUCCUCCUCCACCCUCCGAAGUGGAGCAGCUGGCAUUGCCCCAAGAGCUGAUGGCGGAGAGCCAGGCGGGCACCACCACCCUCAUGGUGACUGGGUUGACGCCGGAAGAGUUAGCUGUCACCGCUGCUGCCGAAGCUGCUGCCCAGGCUGCUGCCACUGAAGAGGCCCAAGCCCUGGCCAUACAGGCCGUCUUGCAGGCUGCCCAGCAGGCAGUAAUGGGUCCUGGAGAGGCCAUGGAUACAUCUGAGACAGCGGCAGCACAGGCAGACUUGGGGCAUUUGGCCUCGGAGGGCCCGGAAGGCCAGGCCACUGCCAUCCCCAUUGUGCUCACGCAGCAAGAACUGGCGGCUCUUGUACAGCAGCAGCACCAGCUUCAGGAGGCUCAGGCGGCGGCAGCUGCAGCAGCGGCGGCAGCGGCAGCUCAGCAGCAUCAGCCUCCACACCCACUGCCUUCCCAUUUGCCCACAGAAGCCUUGGCCCCGGCUGACAGUCUCAACGAUCCUGCCAGUGAGAGCAAUGGCCUCAACGAGCUGGCUAGUGCAGUCACUAGCACAGUUGGGCUGCUACCCCCUACACCUACGGAGAGUCUCGCUCCAUCCAAUACUUUUGUGGCUCCGCAGCCCGUAGUGGUGUCGAGCCCAGCAAAACUUCAAGCGGCAGCUGCUCUGACAGAGGUUGCUAAUGGGAUUGAACCAGCCCCAGUGAAACCAGAGCCUCCUGCCCAACCUCCAAAGAUGGUUGUGAAGAAAGAAAAUCAGUGGUUUGAUGUGGGUGUUGUCAAGACAACCAACAUGAUGGUGACACAUUACUUCCUGCCUCCUGAUGAUGCACCUGUCACAGAUGAUGACUCAGGCACCAUACCUGAUUACUCUCAACUCAAGAAGCAGGAGCUACAGCCUGGGACAGCAUACAAGUUCCGAGUAGCAGGAAUCAAUGCCUGCGGCCGGGGCCCUUUCAGUGAAAUCUCAGCUUUCAAGACCUGUCUGCCUGGUUUUCCUGGAGCACCCUGUGCCAUUAAAAUCAGUAAGAGUCCUGAUGGAGCGCACCUGACUUGGGAGCCCCCUUCUGUCACCUCUGGGAAGAUCACCGAGUACUCUGUGUACCUGGCCAUCCAGAGUGCCCAGGCAGGUGAACCGAAGAGCGCAGCUCCUGCUCAACUGGCCUUCAUGCGGGUUUACUGCGGGCCCAGCCCCUCGUGCCUGGUGCAGUCUGCUAGUCUCUCCAACGCCCACAUAGACUACACCACCAAGCCUGCCAUCAUUUUCCGCAUUGCUGCCCGCAAUGAGAAGGGCUACGGUCCUGCCACGCAGGUUCGGUGGCUGCAAGAAUCCAAUAAAGAUGGCUCCAUGAUAAAACCAGCCAACAAACGGCCGCUUUCCUCUCCUGACCUGAAAACUGCUCCAAAGAAGCCCAAAGCAGAUGGGCAGUGAAGGGUGUCCUCCCCAGCUGUCCUCUCUUCCUGCCUGCUCCACAGCCUCCGCCUGAACCCCCAGCCACUCAGCCGCCCCUGUGUGUGGAGGACGAUAGAAGCGCCGAAAGCACAUGUCAUACACUGUGGGGCUGGACUGUCGGGGUGGGGCGGGAGAAGAGACAUGGAGGCUCACGUGAGGGAGCCUGAGCAGGGCCCAUCACUGUGCCAGGCCCUGGCCGGGGGACGAAGGAUUGGUGUUCUGCCCCCGCCCCCCCAACCACCACCCCGUUGACAUGGACACUGAUGUUAGGGGUGGGUUUGGAGGGAGAAAUUGUUAAUGGGGGGAGGGGGGCUGUUGGGUUUUUUUACAAGUUGCAGUUACAGGAAUGAAGUUCUUUUGUAUUCCCCAGCAUCCUGUGUGUCGGAGGUGGGAGGAUUCCUCCCCUGCCUCCAGUUCUUCUUGCCUCUGUACAGACCCUCUCCCUCAGUUUAGUUUUUAGUGUCUGCAUUGGUAAUGGAGAGGAGUCUCUGCUGUUCGGGGAUUGGUGGGAUGUGAUGUGGUUGGACCACAGAUGCAGCUACUUGGGAUGGGGAGGGGUGGGGGUUAAGCUCAUUCUACAUCAGCUGUUCUAAUGCUCAGCCUGGGGUGCUUGUGGCUUCAACCCAGCCCCUUCUUGCCCUGUAUGUGUGGCCGGCCCUUCCCCCUGCUACAGCAGCACAAGCUGAUUCCCCCUCCCCAGUCUGCUCUUUCCCCUCCAGGCCACAAAGUGGCAUGCUCUCUAGGCAGAAGGCUUGCCACAUGCCUCUUCAUUUCUUUUAUAUGAAACUUUUAUAGGAAAAUAAAAAUAAAAAAUAGGUUGGGGUUGGGAGGGGCAGCCUGCUUUCCUGGGGCAGGGAUACGGGCAGGAGCAAGGCUGCAGAGCAAUGUGUUUGGCUGUCGACACACCGCUGUCACCUUCUGGGCAAGCAUCUACGCUUCUCCCCCUCCAAGGCGAUUGACCCAUCCCACCCUUGCUGCCUCUCUGGACAUUCCGUAGAGGGAAGGGGGUGAAGAGCAGCCAAGGCUGAUCUCUCAAAGACAGGAGCAGAGCAGAGCAGAGCAAGCAACCCCUAUUUGCACACAUGGAUUGCUGUGUCCUACCUCUCCGUUCUUCAGGGGGCUGGCAAGUCAAGAAUCCUCUCCAAAACAAAGAGAGAAAAAAAACACCCCAGGAGCAGACUUCUCUCCCCAACUUGCUUGGUGCCCUGGUCUUUUGUAUUAUAGUGUAUUUCGCUGUGUCCUCCCUUUCCUGUUUGGACCUUAAGAUUCCUUCCUUAUAUCUUGCCCAAUUUAUUUUCCAUUGAGACAGGAACAGCCCUCAUAGGAGUUUCCCAUGGCUAUAUUCCUCCUCCCCACCCUCCACCCUCUAGUGCUGCGUAUCUGUCGUUUUUGUGCUAUUUUGAACAAUUAAAGACUUCUUUUUUCUUU
This is a messenger RNA of Pogona vitticeps (central bearded dragon), 9227 nucleotides long. RefSeq names its product host cell factor C1 (gene HCFC1). Gene Ontology annotation, cellular component: histone methyltransferase complex. The record is from RefSeq and is a predicted model, not a curated record. Lineage: Eukaryota; Metazoa; Chordata; Lepidosauria; Squamata; Agamidae. Gene Ontology annotation, molecular function: transcription coactivator activity; protein binding. Gene Ontology annotation, biological process: chromatin remodeling; regulation of DNA-templated transcription.